UAAAUUUCGACAGAAGACAGUUAUGAUUCUAUCAUCGAGAAUACAUAAACUAUAAAAUUUUGUCAGUUUUUCUUUUGUUGGAACAUAACUAAAACUUACGUUAGUCAUGCUUUAUUUUCAUCAUCACUUUAUUCAAUGGAUUUUCUUUCAUUAACAAAUAAUUCCUUUGGUGAAAUAUCAUCAAUAGAAAAAGAUAAAUUUUUAAUGAAUAUUUAAAAUUUUAAUAAUGAAAAUAUUCAAAUAAAAUAUACAAAUAUUGAAUAUUUAUCUAAAACAAUUUAUUUACUUGGACAACUUCAACCAUUAUCAUUAGAUAAAACAAAACAAAUUCUUAUACAAAUAAUUAUUUAUUUAACAUGUGUUUCAUAUGGUUCACUUAUACAUGUACUUCUUUGGCUUAUAGCUAAUUAUCAAAAAGCUAAUGAAAAUGAAAGACCAUGGAUUGAAAAUAUUAUUCAUAUGAUGAAUAAAAAAAUAUUUAUUCAUAUAGAAUCAAUUAAUUAAAUAAAAUAAAUUUAACAUAGUCGAGAUAUACUUAAAAGUCAUGAAAAAUCUUGAGGAAGUGAAGAUGUUGAGGAUAAUAUUUCAUUAAAUAUGUCCAUUUUAAUUUAAUACUCAUUUUUAUUGAAUAAUCUUUUAUUUUACAGGUACACAAACUGAUUUCACUUUAACAACAUUCUCAUUACACGAUGCUAUAAAACGUCAAUUAUGGUCAGAUUUUAUUGAUAAUCCAUUAUUACCAUAUUAUUCAAUGAUUCUAACUCUAUCAUCAUCAUCAUUAAUAGUUAAUAUAUUAUCUUUGUUAUCAUCUCAAACAUCAACAUCACUUAUUCAAAUAUUAUUUGAUACAUAUAUUAUAAAUGAAUUUCUUGAUUUUGAACAAUCACGUACAUUAUAUAUUUGUUCAAAAUAUGUUCCAAUGAAUUAUUUAAUUUUACGUUUAUUAAUAGAUAUAAAUACAUCAAAUAGAAUUUAUGAAACAGGUCGUGCACUUUAUUUUAUAUUUGAUUUAAUUCUAUUUCGAAGAUGUUCAUCAACAUGUUGUUUAUUAGAACAAGUUUUACCUUAUUUAUUUAAUAUUAAAUCAAAUGAAUAUAUCACUAAUUUUUUAAUCUUUCACAUGGUUAAUUUCUUAGGUAUGUUACAUUGA
Messenger RNA from Rotaria sp. Silwood1, 1150 nucleotides. The record is from the annotation of a GenBank genome assembly. Lineage: Eukaryota; Metazoa; Rotifera; Eurotatoria; Philodinida; Philodinidae.